AUGGGGGUGACGAACAGCGCAGCCGCCUUCCAGCGCGUCAUGAAUGACAUCAUCGCGGCCAACAACCUGAAGGAGACCUAUGCUUGUUUGGACGACCUGACCAUCUGCGGCCAGACGAGGGAGGAGCACGAUGAGAACCUCCGGGAGGUUGCCGAUGCGCUCCACCUCACGCUGAACAGAAGCAAGAGCAAGAUCGGCCUGGAGACGCGUCACAGCAUCGUCGAAAAGGAGGCCUACGCCAUCGUGGAGUCUAUCAGAAAGUGGAGGCACUUCCUAACCCACCACUUCAACCUGCUCACUGACCAAAGAACCGUGAGUUUCAUGUUCGACAACAAAGUGUCGAGCAAGAUCAAGAAUGAAAAGAUUCUUCACUGGAGAAUCGAGCUCUCGCCACUCUCGUACACCAUCAAGUAUCGACCAGGACGAGAAAACAUUUCUGCUGAUACGUUCAGCCGCGCCCACUGCGCAGCCGCCUCACAUCCGGCCCUGGAGCAGCUGCACGAGUCUCUCGUUCACCCCGGAGUAACGGGGUUGCUGCACUUCGUGCGCAGCAAGAAUCUGCCCUACUCCGUGGAUGACGUGCGCCGCGUCACCUCCAACUGCCCGGUCUGCUGUCGAUGUAAGCCGAACUUCUUCAGGGCCACCUCCGCGAAGCUGGUGAAGGCUACAUCUCCAUUCGAAAGAAUCAACGUGGACUUCAAAGGUCCCCUACCCCCAAGUCCGAACGGCAACCAGUACAUCCUCACUAUGACCGACGAGUUCUCUCGGUUCCCGUUCGCCUAUCCGUGCCGGGACAUGACAACCGCCACCGUGAUCAAAUGCCUCACUCAUCUCUUCUCCAUCUUCGGGAUGCCGGCAUACGUGCACUCCGACCGCGGUUCAGCUUUCAUGUCAGCUGAGCUUCGAUCAUUCCUGACAGGACUGGGGAUCGCCACGAGUCGCACGACACCGUACCACCCCGAAGGCAACUCACAAUGUGAGCGGCUUAACAGCACCAUCUGGCGUGCCGUUCAACUCGCUAUGGAGAGCAGGAAGUUGAGCAGAGGACAAUGGGACGCCGUCCUGCCUGACGUCUUGCAUUCUAUCCGGUCUCUGUUGUGCACAGCAACAAAUGCCACCACACACGAAAGGAUGUUAUCUUUCCAGCGGCGGUCUGCGACGGGAACUUCUCUACCAUCCUGGCUCCUCAACCCCGGGCAGGUUCUCUUGAAGAAAUACGUCCGCGGAAAGCUUGACCUGCCAGUCGAGCCAGUCGAACUCCUGGAGGCGAACCCGCACUACGCUUUCGUGCGCUAUCCCGGCGGUAAGGUCGACACGGUCUCUGUGCGAGAUCUCGCCCCCGGCGGUUGUGCACAGCAACAAGGAAACGAGAAGGGAGAGGAAGCGGGCGAGCCGGGGUCCCCGGGCAUCCGUUCGGAGCCCUCGAGCACGCCACUUUCGAGCCGCCAGUCCCCGGUGCCCUCAAGUGCGCCGCCAUCGCACGAGUGCACACUCAUAUCGGUCGAAUUUAGUUGA
Molecule: messenger RNA, 1515 nt
Organism: Amphibalanus amphitrite
Lineage: Eukaryota; Metazoa; Arthropoda; Thecostraca; Balanomorpha; Balanidae
Exons: 3
Coding region: 1-1515 (504 amino acids)
Biological process (GO): DNA integration
Molecular function (GO): nucleic acid binding
Source: RefSeq, a predicted model, not a curated record